This is a messenger RNA of Talaromyces proteolyticus, 3405 nucleotides long. RefSeq names its product putative nuclear condensin complex subunit 3. The record is from RefSeq and is a predicted model, not a curated record. Gene Ontology annotation, biological process: mitotic chromosome condensation. The coding region runs from base 1 to 3405 and encodes 1134 amino acids. The transcript has 3 exons. Lineage: Eukaryota; Fungi; Ascomycota; Eurotiomycetes; Eurotiales; Trichocomaceae. Gene Ontology annotation, cellular component: condensin complex; condensed chromosome.
AUGCCCAGUCGCGCAAUAUCCGGCCCAGCUUCUGCUGCGACGCGAAAAACAUCUGGACAGAGUGCUACAUCGUCAAAACGGGGCUCUUCCGUGACUCCCUCUGUCGCUGUGCCUGACGAGCCCCCGCAUCCUACGACAUCAGCCCACCUUCGCGCAGAUGUAUGCGCAAUUUUUGCAGAUUCCCAACGUUCUACAACAGGCCACAGGAAGCUUGUUGUUCGCCUACGAAAAAUACAAGAGCUAUCCUGUGGUAUAGCGCUACCUAAUAAAGCAAAGAAAGACCUAGCGAAUGAGGAGAGAGUGAUUCCAUCGAGCGAUGAGACCCUCGGUGAGCAGGAAUUCAAUGUCGAGGUGAACCGUUGCAUUCUUCGCAUUUUGCCAAUCAAGAAAUCGGAGCCUGUCGGGGAUCGCAUUAUACGGUUUCUUGGUCUAUUUUUGAAUCAUGCUGGUGAGAAGGACGCCGAAAUAUUUAAUCCAGCAGAUAUCGACGAAACACAAAUGUUUCCGGAAACCCCAACUACUCGACUAACGCUAGCUAUUACGCAAAUGGUGGUACCAUUACUGGCAGGAAAAGACAAAAUAGUUAGAUACCGCGCAGCGCAGCUCCUCUCACAUCUUGUCAACUCGCUGGAUUCGAUUGAUGACGAUGUAUACCGUUUGAUCAGAACGGGGUUGUUGAAGCGCAUCCGAGAUAAAGAGGCUACGGUCAGAGUCCAGGCAGUUCUGGGUCUCGCACGACUGGUCGGAAAUGAGGGCGACGAUGAUAUGGAAGACUCAUCAGCAGCUCUAUUAGAAAAACUUAUCGACAUCAUACAAAAUGACGCGACAGCCGAUGUGCGCAAAACAUUGUUGCUCAACCUGCCAUUGACUCCGGCCACACUUCCAUAUUUGUUGGAAAGAGCUCGGGAUUUGGAUGCUGCAACUCGACGCGCACUCUAUUCUCGCCUCCUACCCACCUUGGGCGAUUUUCGCCACUUGUCUUUAUCCAUGCGUGAGAAACUUCUUCGAUGGGGCCUUCGUGACCGAGACGAAAAUGUGCGAAAAGCGACUGGAAAAUUAUUUUACGAGCGCUGGAUUGAAGAUUGUGCUGGUAAUAAGCCAUCCCAGGAAGGUGGCCCUGUGACCCAGGUAUCGGCUCCUAACCUUUCUGCGCUCCUUGAACUCUUGGAGCGUAUUGAUGCAGUCAAUUCUGGAAUGGACGGGGGCGUUGCGCAUGAGGCGAUGCGGGCUUUCUGGGAAGGCCGGCCGGAUUAUCGCGAGGAAAUCACCUUUGAUGAAGAAUUCUGGCAGGGAUUGACUGCAGAGUCCUCAUUUCUAGCUCGCAGCUUCAACGAUUUCUGUCGCGUAGAGAACGUGGGAAAAUACGACGACCUCGCAGAUGACAAGAUGCCCGAAGUUACCGCGCUUGCGUAUUUUCUUCAAAAGUACUCGUCUGCACUGCUCAUGAAGCUAAAGGAAUCUGCUGCUAGUGGCGAGAAUAACGAAGAAGAAACCAUGGAACUGGAGUUCAUAGUCGAGCAGCUUCUUCAGGUUUGUUUGACUUUGGACUAUUCGGAUGAAGUUGGUCGAAGAAAGAUGUUUGCCUUGCUUCGAGAAAAUUUGGCCAUUCCAGAGCUGCCAGAGUUAUGCACAAAACUCCAUAUCGAGGUCCUCCGAAAUGUUUGCGGUCCAGAUGCUGCAGCCGAGUCGGAAUUCUGCAGCGUGGUUCUUGAAGCUGUUGCUGAAGUGCAUGACGCAAUUGCGACUGAAGACAGCUUUGUGUCGGCACGCUCUGAACUCAGUGAUGAUGGUAGCUCAAGAGCUAGUCGUGAUCGAUCUAUGACACCUGCAACCGACGUUCCCUUUGACAAGGAGAAGGCAAAGGCAAAGGUGCUCCGAGAGAUCAUGAUCAACAUGAAAUGUCUUCAUAUCGCACAGUGUAUGCUGCAAAAUGUUGAAGGCAACCUUCAGCAGAACAUGCAUUUGGUCACAAUGUUAAACAAUCUUGUUGUUCCUGCUGUGCGAAGCCACGAGGCGCCUAUUCGUGAAAGGGGUUUAGAGUGUCUGGGUUUGUGCUGCUUGCUCGAUAAGACUCUUGCCGAAGAAAACAUGAUGCUAUUUAUCCAUUGUUUCACCAAAGGCCACGAAGCAUUGCAGGUUACAGCUUUGCACAUUCUUGCUGAUAUGCUCACCGCUCACCCUUCACUUCUGAUCCCAGUUCUGCAGCCUGAUAGUGAUAUUGUGACACCACCUCCUUUCCAGAAGACUUUGUUGAAAGUUUACGCAAAGGCAUUGAAAUCCACAUCGCCAGCUGACGUGCAAUCCGCUGCCGCAGCUGCCCUAUCUAAGCUUCUUCUCACCAACACUUUUACGCCAACUGGACCCAAUGUUCCUCCCACCAUCAAAGAGUUGAACGAGUUGUCUGUUGAGACUCUCCUACAAUCGCUCAUCGUUUCAUUUUUCCACCCCCGCACACGAGAAAUCCCUGUUCUCAGACAAGCCUUGACAUAUUUUUUCCCAGUUUAUUGUCAUUCGCGUCUUGCAAAUACGGAGAGAAUGCGCCGCGUCGCCGUUCCCGUCGUUCGAUCAGUACUCAAUGCGGCAGAAGAAUUCUUCUCAUUAGAAGCUGAAGAGGACAGCGAUGGAGACAUCGACGAAACAAUUGGCGAGCGUGAAAUCAAGUCACUGAUGACCCAAGUCACAGGUAUGCUUGUGGAAUGGACAGAUGAGCGACGUGUAGUAGGACUCGGCGGCGAAAACGUGCUUGCAGGCGCGGCUGCCAGCUCGAGUGCCCAUGGAUAUGUUCACCUUGCCUUGGUCAGGGAUAUCCUUGAGCGCACCCUUGGGGUGAGCAAAAGUACCAACAAGUGCUCCAAAGAGGAGAGAAAACUCCUCAUGUCCAUGCUCAGCAAAGUAUACAUCGCUCCACCCACCGCCACACCUACAUCACGUGCCGGCUCUCGAGCACCCGAUACGACCAGUGAAGACGCCUUCCGCUCCAGCAACCGCAGCACGCGCGAUGAGAUUGACCCUGAGAACGUUGCUCUGGCCGAACAAGUCAAAGAACUUCUCAAUGAAGCUCUUGAAGACGGAGCCCCCGACGCCGCCAGCCGCAACGCUCUAGUCAAAGUCAAGAACACGAUCUUAAAAGUCCUUGCCUUUGCCGCUCAACAAGCUGCUAGCAAGGAGGCUACGGAGGCUACCGGACGCAGCACAAGAGCUAGCACCGUCGACACCUCGUUCUCCGACGCCGCUGAAUCCCGACAAGCCUCAGUCGAACCUCAAACCACGAGUGGCCGCGCUGGUACUGAAGUUGCCGUUGACGAAACGAUCAUGGAGGUUGACGAAGAGGAUGAGGACGAUAAUGACGAUAGCCGGGGAACGGUCAUCAAGAAUGAGAUGGCUAGUGAAGAGCCGGAUGAGUGA